AUGGAUCUAUAAGAAUCGAAAAAAGAACGUGUGGCUGUCGUUUUUGGAAUAACAACUAGAAGAAUGGCCUCUUUAGCUAUAUUGCGUCGAACGUUAGUUAACGGUACGCUAUAUUCUGCGGCAACAUUACGUUUUGCCUCAACUCAAGCUGAUUCAAAGGUUUUCUUCGAUGUUACUGCCGAUGGAGAGCCUUUAGGGCGUAUAGUAAUAAAACUUGAAAACGAGUUAGUCCCAAAAACAUCUGAAAACUUUAGAGCCCUUUGCACUGGGGAAAAAGGCUUUGGAUAUAAGGGAUCGUCAUUCCAUAGAAUAAUUCCCGAUUUUAUGUGUCAAGGGGGGGAUUUCACUAAUCACAAUGGCACCGGCGGCAAAUCAAUUUAUGGCAGAACUUUUCAAGAUGAAAACUUCAAGCUAAAGCACACUGCACCAGGAAUUUUGUCCAUGGCUAAUGCUGGUCCUAAUACUAAUGGGUCCCAAUUCUUUAUUACAACCGUACCUACACCUUGGCUAGAUAAGAAACACGUUGUGUUUGGAGCUGUAGUGGAAGGUAUGGAUGUGGUAGGUAAAAUGGAGGCUCUUGGAUCAAAAAGUGGCAAACCUUCAAAGAAAGUAGUGAUCUCUGAUUGUGGUGACUAUUGUGAGCAAGCUAGCAAGACUAAAGUAGCGCUUUAA
Molecule: messenger RNA, 672 nt
Organism: Arctia plantaginis
Lineage: Eukaryota; Metazoa; Arthropoda; Insecta; Lepidoptera; Erebidae
Source: the annotation of a GenBank genome assembly